AUGGCUCUCUGGGGGUUUCGCUGGCUCAAGUUCUUCGUCAACCCUUACGCAAAGGAUGAUUUUGAGCAUAUCAGCGAAUCCGAGCGCAGACUUUAUAUCUUAGGACGCCUUGAGACUGCAGAGUUCUCAGAAUGGUCCUGGGUAAUCGUGGUUGCGGGUGUUGGUUUCUUCACCGACGCCUACUCCAUCUUCGCAAUUAAUAUGGUCAUUCCGAUGCUUGGAAUAAUAUAUUAUGGUGGAGACAUGCCACGAAGUUAUGAGACGGCGUUGAGUGUCGUCACACUGGGAGGUUCGAUCAUCGGCCAAAUUGGAUUCGGAUUAGCGGCCGAUAUAUGGGGAAGACGCAAAAUGUACGGUCUAGAGUUAAUCAUCACCAUUGGCGCAACUCUGGGUGUGGUGAUGUCCUCUCCUGGCGUGGAGGGUUCGAUGUCGAUCAUUGUUUGGCUACUGGUAUGGAGAUUUGUGCUUGGAAUUGGAAUUGGAGCAGACUACCCACUGAGUGCCGUCAUAUGUUCUGAAUUCGCUCCCACUCGAUUACGUGGAAGAAUGAUGACUGCAGUUUUUAUGUGUCAACCUCUAGGACAGUUAGCAGCAACUCUCGUAGCAUUAAUCGCCACGGUAAGUCAGAGGAAAGGUAUACCAGCGGGCUCCAUGCCGGACGAGUGCAAUGCCCAAUGCCUCAAGACCAUGGACUCGAUUUGGCGAUGGAUCAUCGGAGUUGGAGUAAUCCCCGCUGUGCUCGCCUUGUGGUUCCGACUCACUAUUAUCGAGUCACCCAGAUAUACAGCCGAUGUUGGACGAGAUACACAAAAGGCUGCUUCAGAGUUGAAACGGUACCUGCUUCUGCGCGCGCAGUCGCCACCUGGUCCUGCCUCCUCUUCUUCAAUCGAUAUUGCUACGUCAAAUCAUGGAGCAGCCAGUCUACGACGAUCUGGGUCUGGCGCUGCUUCGGUGGUUGGUCCAGAGGACGUUCCGACCACUGAUUCCAAUGGUCGGACACUCGGAGGCACCGAUAUGGAUGCCGAUGUUCAUGAACAGCGUACCAGGCCACUGUCUGGAGCAUACAGCAAUGAUGGUCAGUCGCAGAGAAGCUUCGUACACAGUAACUAUGAAGCAUCCAUUCUAGGGGAAACAAAUCACCAUGUCGACCCCGACAAUUCAGCUGAGGGUGAGUCACCUCCAAUUCCAUCAUGGUCGGAGUUCAAACAGUACUUCUGGCAUAAUGGCAACUUACGGACCUUAAUUGCGACCUCAUUCUGCUGGAUGGCGCUUGAUCUGCCAUUUUAUGGCCUCGGGAUGAGCUCGCCACAUAUAAUCAGCACAAUCUGGUAUGGAAAGAAUAUUCCAAAACUAUCAAUUUACGACCUUGUUAUUCACGAUGUCUGGCAAAGUCUGGUCGUCGUCUCACUUGGCGCGAUAGUCGGCUGUCUUAUCACCCUCUGCACCAUCGACAGGCUUGGACGAAGGAAUAUACAAAUGAAUGGUUUCUUCUGGUUGUUUAUCCUAUUUGUCGUCAUCGGAGGUUCAUUUAAUCAUCUUUACGAGAAUGGGGGCUCCGCCGCUGUUAUCGUACUGUAUAUCUUGUGUCAAAUCUUCUUUAACUUCGGUCCUAACACAACUACCUACAUAAUGCCGGCCGAGCUCUUUCCAACCCGAUAUCGCGGACUUUGUCAUGGAAUAUCAGCUGCUUUUGGAAAAUUAGGCUCUGUCAUUGCACAGCUGUUUCUUACAUACGUCGACUAUGGACACGGUGUAAACCACAAUGUCAUUCAAAAAUGGUUGCCGUAUUCGCUACUCAUAUUCUCAGUCUUCAUGCUGCUCGGUCUCAUCGUAACCUGGAAAUGGAUACCAGGGCAGGAACACGGAGUUGAGGGCAACAAUAAAACUCUCGAGGAGUGGGAAGUUGGCCGCAACACUCCCAACGGAUUUGCGCAAACGCGCCUUGCCAGAAUCGUUGAGAAGAUUUGGAAAGUGAUUGCCAAGGCUGCCGACUCAGCUUACCUGCUUCUAGAUAAGCUUGCCGGUGGCGAUGUGGCAGAAUUGAGGGAGCAAGCGAAGAGAGAAGAGCAAGAGAUGACAGAGGUUGUGGAGGAAAGAGAAGGGGUCGAACAGCCAACAACUUGCACUGAGCCGACAAAGCCAACAUUUAACUGGCGAGUAAGAUCUUGA
Molecule: messenger RNA, 2169 nt
Organism: Glarea lozoyensis ATCC 20868
Lineage: Eukaryota; Fungi; Ascomycota; Leotiomycetes; Helotiales; Helotiaceae
Product: MFS general substrate transporter
Exons: 4
Coding region: 1-2169 (722 amino acids)
Biological process (GO): transmembrane transport
Cellular component (GO): membrane
Molecular function (GO): transmembrane transporter activity
Source: RefSeq, a predicted model, not a curated record